Molecule: messenger RNA, 2373 nt
Organism: Alternaria viburni
Lineage: Eukaryota; Fungi; Ascomycota; Dothideomycetes; Pleosporales; Pleosporaceae
Exons: 1
Coding region: 1-2373 (790 amino acids)
Source: RefSeq, a predicted model, not a curated record
AUGCAGUCACUCAACAAGCUCUUCCCGCCCAUUAUAAUGGUCACAUCACCGUCGUCUGCCGCGGAUACGCCCUCAACAUCUCCAAACGUCGGAAGCGUACUGCGUACCUCCGCGACUUCGAAGCUCCAUGUUGAGAUGAUUGAAGACGACGAUGGCGAAGACUGCGAGUGUCCUGCUUACAUCAAGUCGCUCGGCCCAAAGUUCCGCGGAGUCGGAGAGUUGGUCACUCAUCCAAAAGCAGAUGACGAUGGCUUUGACUUGCUGAACGACAUGGCUUCGUCCUCUCUGAACUCCGAUUUCGACUAUGAGGGUGAGUACAAAGACUACGAGUAUACCCACGGGAUUCUCGAAGAGAUGGGCGUUGGAUGCGAAGAACUGAGUGCUUGGCCAUACACCCACACUUACUUCCGCACCGAGAUGCCAGAUGGCAGCAAGAUUAUCAUGGCAAAGUUCCAUGAUACCUAUGCAAAACGUCAUACCGGCUUUCCAGCUUUCCAGGAUAGCAAAGUCAGCGACGAGCUUCAACAGCACUUCCUGGACCUAGCUUGCAAUGUGUCCAAGCACAAGCCACACUUGCAUCUUCUCGCAAGGAAAUUCGAACCUGUUGUGGAUGAGGAAGAGCCUCGCCUGAACAUUGGUUGUUUCGAGUAUCCUCGUCAGUUUCCAGCGGUGUGGAAUGAAGACUUCGACAAAGUUCCGUUGCCUCUUGGAGAUGAGCGCGUCGUUGUUGGACUAGUUCGCUCCGGUACUCAGCGCAAGAUCAUCUACGAGACGAUGAAAGUGCGCAAAGAUGUGACAGACGACCCGAUGAAAUUCUCCUCUUGCCAAAAGGGCAUUGAAGCAGCCCGCGCGCUCGCCGACUACCAGAACGACGAUGAGCAAAUUCGACGAACGACGCCGAUCCCUGAUUGCGACCGGCCUCGUUUUGAGGGAGGAUUGCCACUAGAGGCUGUACCUAAAGCAAAGUGGGAUCACCUUCACGAUUUCCCGGGCGAAAACGAUGGAUUCGUUCAAGGUAUCCUGGAUAGACUGGAGAAGCUACGCGCCCACCCGGAACACUACGAUCAAUUAGUCGCAAUCGGUUCCCACGAGUGUAAGGCCGGCAGUAUCCUUGGAGAUCGGAAGGGUCUCGAGGAAGACAUGAUUAUUGGACUCUGGUAUGACUUAUAUCAUGAACAGGAGUUUGACACCGAGGCACUGCGCGAACAGGGGCUGCUUAAUCCCGAGGAUGACUUUGGCGACAAUCCAGAGUACCUGAAGGCGAAGAACCUGUGGUGGGAGCAGAAGAUGGGCAUUCGCGGCAUUGAAGCCAUUGUCCGGUACCACAUGGAGCACGUUCGCUCACGGCGACGCCCUAAUCGAGCGGCAUAUUUUCUGACCGAGGAAGACGAUGCUGCUCUUAACUACAGAUCGCCGGAAUAUCCAGCAUCGCGUGCUGAACCCGAGGAAGUUCCUAAAGAACAUCGAUUCUACGACGAUCUUCAUGACAGCCCAGUGGAUUGGGCGGCAAAGUCUGAACGCUGGAUUCGGCUGUGGCGUCUUUCAGUGAGCGACAACAUCGCUCACGACGACUUCGACGAGGAAUGUCGCGAGCCUUACGAUGCGCUCGUAGAGUAUCAAGACAGCCGCGAACCAGGCUGUGAAGCAUAUGAAGGACCAGAAGAGUUCGCACGGCCGCUGCUUGCGGGGCACCGUGUUCCCACUUUGGCUGCGCUGGAGCGAAAACGCCGCGAUUCGGCUGUUGAGCUGAAAAGCAAGACUUCUCCUGCUGGCGGAAUUGCACGAGUUCAGCGUACGCCCGGCAGCAUUCCAGCGGCUCAAGUAAUGGCCAAAGACAACGUUUCUGUAUCGAACGCCGCAGCUCGUCGAUCAGGGGGUCUCAUGGAGCAUAUUCGGGGAACUCGCGACGAAGAGGUAGAUGAUGCCGCUGGCGCGGUAGGCAAUGCGCCUUCUCCGAAGUUCCUUGAGGCGUUCCUGAAGAAGAAGAAGAUGGCCAAUGCCCCUUCUCCGAAAUUCCUGAAGGCAUUCUUGAAAAAGGCCUUUAUGGGUGCUAUCAAGUCUAGCAUCCAAGUUCCGCCUGGCAUUCUCGCCGACUAUUCGGCAAUUGGGGAGGAACUUCGUGAUCAAGAAUCAGGCAUUCCCUGUAACUUGAUACGACACAAUGCACCCGGUCCUGUCCCUGUUCGGGGACGCGUCUGGGUAGGCUCAUCGAACCCCGAGAUGAGCCGUGAUCAACGUCGCGAACAGCAGGUCACUGUUCCCGAUGGUAAAGCUCUGACCCGACCGAGGAACAAUGCGGAGAACCGGCUGAUGGAUUUACUGCAUCUGCCUGUCAGCAAGGCUGACUCCAUACAUCGCCCUCGAAGGAAAUGA